Molecule: messenger RNA, 1650 nt
Organism: Penicillium riverlandense
Lineage: Eukaryota; Fungi; Ascomycota; Eurotiomycetes; Eurotiales; Aspergillaceae
Product: sugar transporter
Exons: 2
Coding region: 1-1650 (549 amino acids)
Biological process (GO): carbohydrate transport; transmembrane transport
Cellular component (GO): membrane
Molecular function (GO): carbohydrate:proton symporter activity
Source: RefSeq, a predicted model, not a curated record
AUGUCGGUCAAAGAUGAGUCGUUCUCGCAUGUCGAGAGCCAACUAGAAGGACAGUUCUCAACCGACGAAAGCGGCCUUGGCGAGAAGGGAGGAUGGCACGCUUCAGUCGCGGAUGCCCAUCUGGCCAACCUAAACGAGCAUGAGUCGACCGUUCGCAAGGCGCUUCGAGCCUAUCCGUAUGCUGCCUUAUGGUCGGUGGCGGUUUCCAUGUCCAUCAUUAUGGAAGGAUACGAUACCAACCUCAUUGGCAAUUUCUACGGCUACCCGGCAUUCGCGAAACAGUUUGGCUCACAUGAUAAGUCCACAGACACUUAUCAAGUGGCUGGCUCAUGGCAGCAGGCCCUCGGAUCUGGCCCCACUGCUGGUGCGCUAGUCGGUGCGACGAUCAAUGGAUUUCUGGUACAGCGGUUUGGCUUUCGAAACGUUUUCAUGGGCGCCCUCUUGUGCAUGAAUGCUUUCAUUUUCAUCAGUUUCUUUGGAACAACGGUGCAACUGCAGACCGUGGGUCAAGUCCUGUGUGGCCUGCCAUGGGGAGUCUUUGCAACGAUCGGUCCUGCCUACGCCUCCGAGGUUAGCCCGAUGGCCUUCCGGCCCUACCUCACGGCCUACACCAACAUGUGCUUCGCCAUGGGACAGUUUGUCAGUGCCGGCGUGCUACAGAGUCUAAUCGGGCGCCCCGAUCAAUGGUCUUACCGGAUUCCAUACGCCAUCCAGUGGCUUUGGCCUGCACCUCUGAUGAUUGCAGCCUUCUUCAUGCCCGAAUCGCCAUGGUGGCUUGUCCGACAUGAUCGAUACGAAGAAGCCGAGCGGAGCGUCAGGCGCCUGAUGGCGCGUGCCGAGAUGCCUAACGCUAAGAAUGUUGUGGCCAUGAUGAUCCAUACGAACAAUAUCGAGAAAGAGAUCACAGCCGGCCAUUCCUACUGGGAUUGCUUCCGCGGCACCGAUCGACGUCGAACGGAGAUAGCAUGCGUGAUUUUCGCCGGUCAAGUCUUGGCCGGCAGUACCUUCGCAUACAGUCCUACUUACUUCUUCGAACAAGCCGGUCUGAACAGCAGCAACGCCUAUAAGCUUGGCCUGGGCGGAACUGCGAUCGCCUUCGUCGGCACCCUGAUCUCCUGGGGCCUCAUGAGGAUUGCUGGCCGUCGGACCAUCUACCUGUGGGGUAUGGCCGGCAUGUGCGCUUGUCUCAUAAUCAUCGGCUUCCUGACGCUAGCGCACGGCAGUGGCGGCACCAUAUGGGCCCAGUCUGUUCUUUGCGUCUUGUGGCUCUUCUUCUUUUCGCUCUCCGCCGGACCUAUCGGAUGGGCUAUCCCGGCGGAAGUCUCCAGUACGCGCCUCCGGUCCAAAACCAUCUGCUUGGCCCGAAACGCGUACUACAUCGUUCAGAUCCUGGCCAACGUCAUUGAGCCCUAUAUGAUGAAUCCGACUGAAUGGAACUGGCGGGGGAAAACCGGGUUCUUCUGGUUUGGCACCGCAUUCCUAACAUUUGUUUGGGCUUACUUCCGUCUGCCAGAGACCAAGGGCCGGACAUAUGAAGAGUUGGAUUUGAUGUUCGCUGCAAAGGUGCCGACGAGGAAGUUCAGGAAAUUCCAGGUGGAUGCAUACGACGAGAAUGUCGAUAUCAUCGACCGGGUCAAGGAAACGCAAUGA